AGCCAAAAGGCUGACCGCAGCCAUAGCUCCCACGUAAGUCUUGCGCCUCUGCGGGCUUUGCUUUUUGAGGUCUUCAGCGAUGCCGGAGACCAUGGAGAUCAGCGAUGCCGCCAAGUCGGGGGAUGGCAGCACCCAGAACGCCGGGAUCCCAAAAGGUGGGCAUCAAGGUGGACGCCAAGUUCCAGUGUGCCGAGUGCCGCCAGAAGUUUGACUCUGAGAAGGCCAAGCAGCUGCACUGGAAGUUCAUCCACGACCCCAACCGCCACCAGGAGGACUGAUCUGCAUGCAGACGCACAGAUCUGACUGACGGCUUGCACAACUGCAGCAAGCGCUCCGCGCUGAAACAAGCGAUCCAUUUAUUUGCUCCUCAUGAUGCAGGGCGAGUUUGACA
Molecule: messenger RNA, 391 nt
Organism: Effrenium voratum
Lineage: Eukaryota; Dinophyceae; Suessiales; Symbiodiniaceae
Source: the annotation of a GenBank genome assembly